Messenger RNA from Pelobates fuscus (common spadefoot toad), 2592 nucleotides. RefSeq names its product insulin like growth factor binding protein 5 (gene IGFBP5). Bases 621 to 1415 code for a protein of 264 amino acids. Gene Ontology annotation, biological process: regulation of insulin-like growth factor receptor signaling pathway. Gene Ontology annotation, cellular component: extracellular region. The transcript is spliced from 4 exons. Gene Ontology annotation, molecular function: insulin-like growth factor I binding; insulin-like growth factor II binding; fibronectin binding. Lineage: Eukaryota; Metazoa; Chordata; Amphibia; Anura; Pelobatidae. The record is from RefSeq and is a predicted model, not a curated record.
UCUACCUUUUGUUGAGAGAUUAAGUUUUAUAUAAAAAGAAAGGGGGGAAAGAACUAUUUUAUUUUUUAUUUUUUUAAAGUUAGCAUUUCAGCACUAUAUAGCCUAGGGAUUUUACUUGGCAUUUAAUAGCAAGAAUUGAUGUACUUUAGAAGCUGUUUUACAUUUUUUUAUCUGCAAAAAGAGGUGCUUGCCAGUUUGUUUGGGUUUUUUUUUUCUCUCUCUGCUUUUCUUUUGCAACCUGUUGCUCACUUUUGUUUGCAGACUGGCAGCUGAAGGAGGGUUAAGACAAGUAUUUGUGAUUUUUUUUUCCUGCUAAUCAGUUCCAGGACAGCACCUUAUUGCUGAAUAUAUACAGAGGAAGGACUUUGCAUUUUGAAUAUUUUUUGUUGUUGUUGCAAUUUCUGUCAGUUUUAGACUUUUGAGAAAUCCCAUUUUUUUCUGCAAGAAGGAGGGUUUACCUUUCUGAUUCUUGUCUCCUUUUUUUUGGAUCAGCCACUAGGGAUACAAUUUUUGUCCAAUUUCAGCUGAUUUUGAUUAUUCUAGGGGAAGUGUUUUGCAAGGGGUGUGUGGUGGAGCAGUUUGCCCCCUUCUCCUCCUGUAUUGUGUAAAGUUUUUUGGAGAUGUCCAUGUCUGCUUGCCUCCUCCUGACCCUGUGCCUGGGGGUCUGUCAGUGUCUGGGGUCCCAUGUGCACUGUGAGCCCUGUGAUGAGAAGGCCAUGUCUAUGUGCCCCCCUGCCCCAGUGGACUGUGAGCUGGUGAAGGAGCCAGGCUGUGGCUGCUGUAUGACUUGUGCCCUGGCAGAGGGGCAGUCCUGUGGGGUCUACACUGAGAGAUGUGCUGGGGGUCUGCGGUGCCUCCCCAAACAGGGAGAGGAGAAACCCCUGCAUGCCCUGCUCCAUGGUCGGGGGGUCUGUCUCAACGAGAAGAGCUACAAAGACAAAGUCAAAAUAGAGAGAGAAUCGAGAGAGGAAGACCCAACCACAGCGGAGAUGACAGGUGAUAAUUAUCAAGAUAAACGUGGAAAGCUAGACCGUCUUUCGGAGCAGAAAGCAAUGGCGCUGAAUAAUUACAGAAAUAAGAAGCAGAACCUUUACAGGGUGGUUUCUGUCGAGAACAAAGCCCAGCCACCGUCUACUCCAGAACACAGCACUGAGUCUGAAACGGGACCCUGCCGCAGGCAAGUGGAAACUGUCAUGCAAGACAUGAAAGUGUCUCACCGGGUCUAUCCAAGAGCAUUUUAUCUGCCUAACUGUGACCGUAAGGGUUUCUUCAAAAGAAAACAGUGCAAGCCUUCCAGAGGUCGCAAGAGGGGAAUUUGCUGGUGCGUUGACAAGUAUGGUCUGAAGCUUCCUGGUAGUGACUAUGCAGCCGGCGAUCUUCAAUGUCACAGUUUUGACAGCAGCAACAUUGAAUGAUUCUCCAGUAUUGACGCCUGCUAGGGCUCACCGUGAUCACUUUUUAAAAUUUUUUUGAAAGGGGCGGAUAUCCAGAGUGAUACUUUCUUUUUUUUGUUAAUUUGUCUUUUUCUCAUCUCAUCGGCAACACCGAACGUUUUUUUUUCUUUUCAACACCUUCAGUUGGAAAACGAAACAAAAAAGACAAAGAAACACCAACCAAAAAAGGGAAACCGUUAUUUAAAGAAAGAAAAAAAACGUGAAUUUUGGGGGUGACACAAAAAAGUGUAUUAUGCUUUUUUGAGGGGAAAAAGGAGCCAAGGAUACGUUCUCUCGAUAAAAGUACUGUUGCAUUAUUUUAUUUUUCUCCUAAAGCCAAUAAGCUGGUCUAAGUUCCUGUUCAACUAUUGAUGCUUGAUGAAGGCAUAGAUGUAACAUUUCAGAGUGUCGGUCAUUUUAAUUUGUUUGGUUUUAGGAAUAAGCAACCCAGUGUUUGUCUUAUUCCAAAAAGAGAGAGGAAAAAAAAACCUGAAAUGUCAGAACCAUUAUUAGAAGUUUAAUUGAUUCCCUCUAGGUUCCGAUAAGAGUUUAUCAAAGUUAAAAAGUUAAUUAUACAGAGACAUAAUUAACUCAAUCUGCAUAAGAUUUGCUUGUGAAUAUCUGCAUUCACUCCUUCACAGUGACUAAAAUAAUUUGAGAAAGUGGAAUUUUUACUUUGGGUGGGCGGGCAGAACUGUGUUUGAAAACACCGGAGCCCCGAAGCACAAAUAAUACCCCUAAUUCGCCUUUUUCUCCCAUACAAAGUUAUAAUAGCAAUGACUGUAAUGAAGGAGGUAAAAUAUUGGUGGUUAAUAGGUUUUUGAACAUGUGGCUAACAUUUAGUCAGGCCUUUUUGCCUCCUUUACCCCCCAAAAAAUAAGUGGUGCUCAAAGCAAAUGCCUAAAGUGCCUUAUUGUUAAUCAGGCACCAGGAAAAAAAAUCCUCCGUUAUUCUUCACUCCCUACAAAGUUUGGACGCAGAAUAUGUUAAUGUUUGCAUUCUAUUUUUUUGCCAGUGUCACAAGCGUCUUCCUAUUCAGCCAAUGAGUUUUGACGCCAAAUAUUACCCUUAACUUAACCGAUGAUAACGCACUUUUUAAUAUUUUUCAGUUUGCUUUUUACCGGAGCAGUAAGCGGUUCCAUCUUAUUUGCUUUAAAAA